UCACUGCUAUAAAUAUUGCAAGUUAUUAACGCUCGAAGAAUCAGAAUAAUGACGACGGCUAACCUUAUUACAAAAAUCUCAAUUCUCGACACGACACAACACAACACAACCCUAUUACUUGGUCGGACCGACUCGUCACGAUAUGUCCCACCCCGACACGUCGUCUCAAAUACUAUUGUUGUUGUUGUUGUUGUUGUUCACGUUGUCCAAAACUACUGUCCGGCGCGUCACCUUCGCCGCACCGAAGUCAUCCUCCCUCUUUUUAUCUCCCACAUUAAAAUCCCCAAACGCGAAUACCAAAACCUAAAAUUCACCUAAUCAAACCAAUCAGCCGCCAUCUCCUUCUCCAUCCUUAAUUGAUUAUGGAAGAUCUGAUCGAAUCAUCUUCUGUUACUCCGUCAACCGCACCACACUCUCGUUCAUUGCCCAUCCGUGAAGAUUGUUGGAGUGAAGAAGCUACCUCUACUCUUGUUGAUGCUUGGGGACGCCGUUAUCUUGAACUUAACAGAGGUAAUCUCCGUCAGAAGGACUGGCAAGAUGUUGCUGAUACCGUCAACGCUCUUCACGGCCAUACCAAGAAAACGCACCGUACUGAUGUCCAGUGCAAGAACCGGAUCGACACCAUUAAGAAGAAAUACAAGAUCGAGAAAUCUCGUGUCGUUUCCUCCAACGGUACCCUCACGUCGUCUUGGCCCUUUUUUGAACGCCUUGACGCUUUGAUUGGAUCUAAUUUUAAUUCAUCUAUUAAGAAACCGCCCUCUCCGUCCCUCUCCCCGUCUCCUCCCGUGGCUCUCCCGCUGCAUCCUUCUUACCGGAGGACUCCUCCGGUUAGUUCAACUCCGCCGCCGCAGCCAGCGGCCCUGGCGGUGGCGUUGCCACAGAAGAGGACUUUGCCGGUGGAUGAUGGUGGUUAUUUUAGGAGGAAUUAUUCGGCAAUGGCAGCGGCAGCGGCAGCACAAGAGUCAGAUAGCGAGGAGGAGGAGGAGGAAGAGGAGGAGGAGGAGUUUGAGGCAGGGGAGAGAGAGAGCGUAGAGGAGGAUGGGGAGGGGGAAGGGAUUAAGAGAUUGGCACGUGCGGUAGAGAGAUUUGGGGAGGUUUAUGAGAGGGUGGAGAGCGAGAAGUUGAAGCAAAUGGUGGAUUUGGAAAAGCAAAGGAUGAAGUUUGCUAAGGAUUUGGAAAUGGAAAGGAUGAGGAUCUUCACCGAGACGCAGAUUCAGCUUGAGAAGAUCAAGAAGGGUAAGCGUGCACCGGAUAAUGAGAGGGAUUAUUGAUACUUGAGAAAUUGAGAAAUCAACAAUGAAAUUGAUCCUUCUUCUUUGUGUAAAAAAACUUUGAUGUAAGAUUAGGGUUUGAUUUGAUGAACGAAUUUUAAUGUUAUAAUUGUGGAUUUUGUGCACAAUUUGAUAAUGUUCGAGGAAAAUUAGUUACAGAUGAUGAUAUUUAUUUUGUUAGAUUAGUUCAAUUUAGUUACUCUGUUGUCACCUAUUUAAUUGGCUGAGCAGGGGGGGAGGGGCUGUUUUGUUGUAAAAUUGGAGUUUCUUGAAGAAGGCAGCAUGAGGGUGGACAUGGUUGUAAUGAAACGCUUACUGGGUAUGGCAGAUUAUAAUGUGAAGCAGAAGGCAAUGUUACUUGGUGACCUUCUGCAAAACAGCUCAGGGAAACGAUAUGGAGUCAACUGUUGGAGGAUACUAGAGAUGGGUUCCUGUUCGGCUUUGGUUAGAAGGGCCCAGUUUUGUUUCUAUCCUCCAAUGAAGAUAAGGUACCAGUACCAGAUUAUUUAAGGUUUGCCGGUAGAGAUGGCAAUCUGAAAACAUAUUUGAGUACUGUGUUACACCAAAGGUUUUUGUGCCUGGUUUCAGAGUAUUUUCAAGGAUGAACAACAAACUUGUUUA
Molecule: messenger RNA, 1892 nt
Organism: Populus trichocarpa (black cottonwood)
Lineage: Eukaryota; Viridiplantae; Streptophyta; Magnoliopsida; Malpighiales; Salicaceae
Product: trihelix transcription factor ENAP1
Exons: 1
Coding region: 363-1271 (302 amino acids)
Cellular component (GO): nucleus
Molecular function (GO): transcription cis-regulatory region binding
Source: RefSeq, a predicted model, not a curated record